AUGUCUUCACACGCUGGUUAUUCAAGAGAGGAUUUAUGUUUGAUUUGUUUAGAUGAUGCCACUGGAUAUCAUUAUGGUGUGCCAUCUUGUAAUGGGUGGUGAGUUAUUUCAUUUUGAAAACAAUGAUUAUCGUUAAUGUUUUUCUAGUAAAACAUUUUUUCGCCGGACAAUUAUGAAAAAUAAAAAAUAUAUUUGCCAAUUUGAAAAUAAUUGUCCAGUUGAUAAAUCAAUUCGAUGUGCUUGCCGAUUUUGUCGAUUUGAAAAAUGUCUUCAAGUUGGCAUGGAUAAAAAUGCUCUUCAACAAAAUCGCGAUCCCAUCGGAUAUACGAAAAGAACCAAAAGGGCACCACAAUCUAGGAAACGAAAAAUUAGUUCGAAUUCGUUGAGCGAUGAAGAUCAGAGUAUUUUUGCUGAUAGUCCUGAUCGAGCAUCAACAAGUCCAUCCCCAAAUAUGAUGUCUUCUGAAAAUUAUCUGCAUAUUUUAUCGUCUCGAGAAAGAUGUGCAAAUGAUUUGAGAUUAUCAGAAUAUUUACCAACGCGGAGUUUGAAUGAGGCACUUUGUUCAAAGUCACUUCUGAAUGAUCCAAUUUUUAUGAACAAGUUCGGAUUUCCAGUGAGUGUGUUUUUUGUAAAAAAAAAUUUUUUGGAAACAAGUUUUCAAUUUUUUGAAAAGUAAAUUUUCCAUAAUUGUUUUCAAACUGAAUUUUCAUGGAUUUCUAAAUAUAAAUUUUCUCAACUAAUUUUUUUCAGAGUAAGCGACAUAUGAUUCGAGACUUGAGAUUCAUUGAACCUUCUGAUUAUUAUUAUUGGCAUGAAAGAGAUUGGUUUCUACUCACAGAAUACGCAAAAACAUUUGAUCUAUUUGUAAACCUUCCAUACGAAGAUAAAGUUCAACUUGUUCGACACGCAGGAAUUGCUGUGCCAGUUUUAGUUCAAUGUUAUAAUUCACCAGAUAUGGGUUUAGACACUGUUGUUUUCCCAGAUGGAGCAUAUUUUGAUAGAACUCAUGAGCCGAAAAGACCUGCUGGAUUAAACAGAAAGAAAUAUCAGAUGUUAGAUUUGGUAUUGAAACCAAUGAGAGAAAUCGGGAUAGAACAUGUCGAAUUUGCAGCUUUGAAAGCUAUCACAUUUCUGAAUCCUGAUGCUGAAGUUUGUGCUGAAAGUCGAGCAUUGAUAAAUAAGGAAAGAAUUGCAAUAACAAAACAAUUAUAUUCGUAUAUGGUUAGGAAAGAGGGAAUUGAUAAAGCUAUUAAUAGGUGAGCCAAAAUUUUCGAGAAAAAAAGUUUUCUGAAAUUAUAAAUUUGGAAUAAUUUAUCCGGGGAAAAACCAAUUUUGACUGAGAAAAAAAAACUUGAAAACACAAAAAUCUAUCAACUUUUUUUCCAGAUUCACACAUCUGAUGGCAAUGAGCUGGUCGAUGUCUCGAAUUGCUUGCGAAUCAAAAGACGCAGUAUGGUUCGCCGGGUUUUUCCAAUAUAUUGGAUAUUCCGAUUUUGCCAAACAACUUUUCUUUGAUGGAAAGGAGAUUUUGUAA
This is a messenger RNA of Caenorhabditis angaria, 1534 nucleotides long. Lineage: Eukaryota; Metazoa; Nematoda; Chromadorea; Rhabditida; Rhabditidae. The record is from the annotation of a GenBank genome assembly.